Molecule: messenger RNA, 681 nt
Organism: Penicillium vulpinum
Lineage: Eukaryota; Fungi; Ascomycota; Eurotiomycetes; Eurotiales; Aspergillaceae
Product: aspartate/glutamate racemase family protein
Exons: 1
Coding region: 1-681 (226 amino acids)
Molecular function (GO): amino-acid racemase activity
Source: RefSeq, a predicted model, not a curated record
AUGAAAACCAUUGGAAUCUGUAUCCCCACCAUUGAAGGUGGGGUCAUUGCCCACCAAGAAAUUGGACGAGAAGCAGCGCGGCGGGGCAUUGCUUACCCUCAAAUCGUCACCCACACCCCUGUCUACGGUGACCUGGAACAAGCACUCAAGUCUGGUGACAACCAGUCCCUGGUAAAACUGAUAACCGACUCGAUCAAUCGCACCGCCAAAGCUGGCGCGGAGUUCGCCAUAAUCAGUGCCAAUACUCCACACAUCGUUUUUGACGAGAUUGUGGCCCAAUCAGACAUCCCUGUUCUCAGUAUCCUCGAUGUCGCUGCCAAUCACUGCAAAAAGCAAGGAUUUAAGAGCGUUGGAGUUCUAGGCACAACCUGGACUGUCAAAAAUGGUCUCUAUAAUGGUCCACUACAAAAGAGGGGCAUGACUGCGGUCUAUGCGUCUGACACUGACCAGGCAAUCAUCAUGGAUGCAAUUCUACAUGAGUUGAUCAAUGGCAUAUUCCUGGAAAAGACGACAAGCGAUUUGGUGCAAAUUGCUAAGGAGCUUGCUACACGAUGUGAUGGUGUUAUCCUUGGUUGUACCGAGUUGCCGCUUGUUCUCACAGAACAAAACUGCGGGAUCGAGGUUGUCGACACAACACGGCUUCUCUCUCAUGCUGCUCUCGACUUUGCGACCAAAGAUUGA